Rotaria sordida is the source of this 1995-nucleotide messenger RNA. The record is from the annotation of a GenBank genome assembly. NCBI's taxonomy places the organism in Eukaryota, Metazoa, Rotifera, Eurotatoria, Philodinida, Philodinidae.
AUGGAUGGAAAAUCUCGAGUUGGCCAUCCUUCUAGAGAAUGGUUAGAUGAUAUCACAGAUUGUGAUACAGUCAUGAGUGUCGAAGAAGUGAAAUCAUCGAAAGAGAUCCAACAUAAGAAGGUGACCAUAAUUAAUAUUCCAGAAGUACCACCACUCAAUGGCAAUUGGAAGACGAUCGAUCUUGAUGCUUUGUAUGAUACCGAAAAACGUUAUUUGACCAAAUGUGAUUUGGAUGAUGUCUACAGAAUACUCGAAUCUUCAUCUAAUGGACUCACAGAUAACCAGAUCAACGAACGUCUCGCGAAAUUUGGUUCAAAUACAAUCGAACACAAAGAUCGUAAUCCGAUCAUUCAGUUCUUUCUUUUCAUGUGGAAUCCGCUUUCAUGGGUAAUGGAAGCUGCUGCUAUAGUGGCUAUUGCAUUAAGCAAUGGUGGUGGUGAACCUCCAGAUUGGCCAGAUUUUAUCGGCAUUGUUUUGCUUCUUCUUAUUAAUGCCACUAUUGGUUAUAUCGAAAAAUAUCGAGCUGGUAAUGCUGUUAAAGCAUUGAUGGCUUCCUUAGCACCGGAAUGUCGAGUGAAACGCAAUAAUGGUAUAUGGUCGACAAUACAGGCUAGGGAACUUGUUCCAGGUGAUAUUGUUGCUAUUAAAUUAGGAAAUAUAGUGCCGGCUGAUGCUCGAAUCGUGUCGUCACCUGGUGGAACAAUAUCUUUGGAUCAAGCAGCCCUCACUGGUGAAUCAUUACCUGCAUCCAAAACAAUCGGUGAUACAAUUCUUUCAUCGACCAUAUGCAAACAGGGCGAAUGCGAAGCAAUAAUCAUUGCUACUGGAAUAAAUACGGAAUUUGGACGUGCAGCAAAGAUUGUUGAUGGCGUAAGAGAUGAAGUAGGCCAUUUGCAGAUGAUCUUAGCCAAAAUUGGCAAUUUUUGCAUUGUUGGCAUCGCCAUUUUUAUCAUCGCCGAAAUCUUUGUCAUGUAUGUCGGAUUUCGCUACAGUUAUCGACAAGGAAUCAAUAAUAUUCUGGUUUUACUCAUUGGAGGAUUGCCGAUCGCUAUGCCAACCGUAUUAUCGGUCACUCUGGCUAUUGGUGCCAAAGAACUGUCCGCUCGUAAGGCAAUUGUCACUCGCAUUACAGCGAUUGAAGAGCUCGCUGCUGUAACCAUUCUCUGUUCCGAUAAAACUGGAACACUGACGCAGAACAAAUUAGUUAUUGAUAAAGAUACAAUUGUGAAAUAUACGGAUGUUGAACCAAAUGACAUCAUACGUUAUGCAGCCUAUGCAUGCAAUCAAGAAAAUUCCGAUGCAAUUGAUACAUGCGUAUUAGAUUCUUUUGGCAAAGCUGAUUCAAUAGACGAAAUGAUUAUCGUCAAAUCGUUUUGUCCGUUUGAUCCAACAACUAAACGAACAGAAGUGAUCUACCAAGAAAAAUCGAGCAUCAAAGUUAAAAUGAUUACGGGUGACCAGCUAGAAAUUGCCAAAGAGACAGGACGUCGUUUGGGCAUGGGUGAUGUAAUGUAUGUGUAUGAAGAUAUAAUCAAUUCGAAAGAUGGGCAACAAUCAUCCAUAGACGAAGACAAAAUCAAUGAAACAGUUCUCGAAGCAGAUGGGUUCGCCAGCGUCUUUCCCAACCAUAAAUUUGAAAUUGUGGAACGACUCCAAGAUAUGGGUCAUCUAGUGGCUAUGACUGGUGACGGAGUUAAUGAUGCUCCGGCUCUGGCCAAGGCCAAUGUUGGUGUGGCUGUAUCAGAUGCAUGUGAUGCAGCUCGAUCAGCUGCUGCUAUUGUUCUCACUGAACCGGGUCUUUCAAUCAUUAUCGAUGCAGUACACGAACGACCAACUCUCCUGUUGAUUGCUGCUUUUGUCAUCACGCAAUUGUGCACCACAUUGAUUGCUGUCUAUGCCAAUUGGACAUUUACCGAGAUCGUUGGCUGUGGAUGGGCUUGGGCAGGUAUUGUUUGGAUCUAUAAUCUCAUUUGUACGGCAGUUGAAAAUGCUUAA